Messenger RNA from Pogona vitticeps (central bearded dragon), 2368 nucleotides. Lineage: Eukaryota; Metazoa; Chordata; Lepidosauria; Squamata; Agamidae. The record is from RefSeq and is a predicted model, not a curated record.
GAGAUAGACUGCCCCUGGAGUUGGAGGUGCUAGAUAACUCAUGGCCGGGAGACUUUCCUUUUCCAUUGAGGCCUCUUUCCCUUUCUGAAAGCGUCUGAGCGGCGGGCCAGCACCCUCUUCACUCCUUAGUGGUCCUCAGAGUUUAGCCCUGCCGGGUUGAUAUUCGGAACGUUCGCUCCCAGGCGCCUCCUGGCCAGAUGACCGAGGCUCGCGGACGCUGGGCAUGGGAAGUCCACCGCCUCUCAAGGAUCAGAGAUGGAGAACGGCUGCCCUCAGCGGUUGAAGAAGGAAGCAGGGCAAUCGGCUCCUCCACAGCCGGGAGAUGAGGGGGUGAACAUCGCCGACAUGGAGCUGAGAGAGGAAUGGCAGGAUGAUGGAUUCCCCCGGCCCCUGCCAGAGGAGAUUUCUGGGGAGGAUCUGGAAGAAUCCAGCUCGGAGCUCAGUCCAGUCGCCCCCAGCACCCUGGAACUGUGCGGACGGCGGCGUAUGAAGAAACGCCUCCCGGCGCCGGAUCUCAGCGAAGGGUCCUUAAAAUCCGACGAGUUUACAGAGCGCACCCCCGAUGGCAGCUUAGAUCUGGACCUGGAGGCACUGGAGACGCCAUCCGAAAGCGAGCUGCAAGGAAGCUCCGAGAAUGGGCACGAGUUCGAAUGGGAAGAUGACUUCCCAAGGGCCCAGCGAGUGGACGGCAACUGGAUGGAGAAAUUUGGCCCGGGCCGUGUGAUGGACACCAAGGACCAGGAAGGCAGGAUGUGGCGCAUCUUCCUCACGGACGAUCGGGAACAGAAGGUGGACUUGAGCGCUGUCGGGCCCUACAAGCGCGUCAUUUCCCAUGGAGGGUAUUAUGGUGAAGGCCUGAAUGCCAUUAUCAUGUUCACGUCCUGUUACUUACCGGACAGUUCCAUCCAGGAUUAUCCUUACGUCAUGGAGAACCUCUUUAGGUACAUAAUCGGAACUCUGGAACUGAUGGUAGCAGAGAAUUACAUGCUGGUGUGUCUGAACGGCGCCACUCCCCGUAGCCGGAUCCCUUCCUUUGCCUGGAUCAGACAGUGUUACCAGACCAUAGACAGACGACUCCGGAAGAACUUGAAGACUUUGAUUAUUGUUCACCCUACUUGGUACAUCCGAGCGCUUAUGGCCGUGUUUCGACCUUUCAUCAGUUCCAAGUUCAGCCGAAAAGUGCAGUUUGUGGCUAGUCUUGAUGAACUGUCUGAGUGGAUCCCCAUGGAGCAGGUGCACAUCCCGGAUUGUGUCCGCCAAUUUGAUCUCCUGAAAAGCAGAUAGAUCCCGGAGCUAUCAAGCAGUAAAGCCGUUUUGGGUUUUCUUACACAGCUCACAGCUGAACGAACUCCUUUGGUCAGUGUUUUAAUUUUCUUUUUACAGAUUCAAACACACCCACCCAUCUGUUACCUUUAAAAAUAAUAAUGUAAGAUGCUUUUGGUGAAAACUGUCGAGGAUCACAGGGAGGGGUUUCAAAAUUGUCAUUUGAAAGUCAGCUUUUAAGAUGAAAACGAAGGAAAACAAAGCCUCCCCUUCGACCAGGACGAUUAUGUUCAGUGGAUCAAUUUGAAGAAGGAGGGAGGGAUCUCUGCUAACUGGGCACUUUAGUGGAAAUUCCUUUGCAUAUGCUCAGAGGCACAGUUGUUUAAUAUUGCUAAAUAUACCUUCAUUCACGGAAGUGAUGCUUCCCUCUGAGGUUGGGUGACUGAUGAUGUUACCGUGGGCGUCUUCUCGGUGGCUCAUCAGGCCCUUGUGUGUGCAUAUGUGGGUCUCCUUGUAAGUAUGUUUAGCUUAGCCUUUGUUGAUGAGGUGAGGCCUUCAUAGAAACGGUUUGAAAUGCAGUGUGUGCUUAAGAAAGAGACUUUCAGAGUCUGGGGACAAUAGGAUGCCUGGACUACAAAUCCCAGAAUCCUCUCAGAUAACAAUAGCCAUAUUGGCUGAGAAAUGCUGGACAUUAUGCUUCCCAGAAGUAUUUCUUAUGUAGAACCAACCCCAGCUGAAUUUUUAACUUUUUUUAAAAAAUGAGGGUGGGGCAGCAUAAAUUUUAUUAAAUUUGUUGGCCAGGAUUCUGGGGGUUGUAGUCCAAAGACAAGUAAAUUACUUUUUGAAGCCUAGAAUUGCUGUAUUUUGCAGCUGGAUGGCAACAUAGUAGGGCUUUUGAAAGGGGGAAAGAAAGCUUUUAACUUUUUUUGAGGGGGGUGUUCUGAUGCAGCAGCCUUUUGUGGGAGGGUUUGGCGUUUGCCCUGGGCCUGAUUUGCAUAUAUGCAUAUAAGGUAAUCAUAAUUUUAAAAACCCACAGGGCUCCACGACUGGGGGAAUGUCUAUUUCCCAAAAAAGUUUUCUCCCUAUUAAAAAAAAAAAAUCUGUA